Molecule: messenger RNA, 1008 nt
Organism: Elephantulus edwardii (Cape elephant shrew)
Lineage: Eukaryota; Metazoa; Chordata; Mammalia; Macroscelidea; Macroscelididae
Gene: ARHGEF39
Product: Rho guanine nucleotide exchange factor (GEF) 39
Exons: 9
Coding region: 1-1008 (335 amino acids)
Biological process (GO): positive regulation of cell migration
Cellular component (GO): plasma membrane
Molecular function (GO): guanyl-nucleotide exchange factor activity
Source: RefSeq, a predicted model, not a curated record
AUGGAGAACCCGGACCCCAGCGUCCGGUGUCCACUGCAAGACCAGCGCGCCCGUUGGGAACGGAAACGCAUCUGCACCGCCCGAGAGCUGCUUGAGACCGAACGACGCUAUCAGGAGCAACUGGGGCUGGUGGCCACGUAUUUCAUGGGGAUCCUGCGAGCCAAGGGGACCCUGCGACUCCCAGAGCGCCAGGCUCUGUUCGGGCCCUGGGAGCUCAUCUAUGGAGCCAGCCAAGAUCUACUUCCCUACCUGGAAAGAGGGCGCUGGGGACAGGGACUGGAGGGCUUCUGCCCCCACUUGGAGCUUUACACCCAAUUUGCUGCCAACGCAGAGAGAUCUCAAACUACCCUACAGGAGCAGCUGAAGAAAAACAAACGUUUCCGAAGGUUUGUGCAGCUUCAGGAAGGACGGCCUGAGUUUGGGGGGCUUCAGCUCCAGGAUCUACUCCCUUUGCCUCUGCAGCGACUCCAGCAGUAUGAAAAUCUCGUUGUUGCUUUGGCUGAAAACACAAGCCCCAACAGCCCGGAGUACCAACAACUUGCAAGGGCUGCCCGACUGAUCAGUGAGACUGCCCAGCGGGUCCAUGCUAUUGGCCAGAGACAGAAAAAUGACCAGCACCUCCGGCGAGUCCAGGCUUUGCUCAGUGGACGCCAGGCAAAGGGCCUCACCUCAGGGCGCUGGUUCCUACGUCAGGGCUGGCUCCUGGUAGUCCCUCCCUGUGGGGAGCCUCGGCCUCGUAUGUUCUUCCUCUUCACGGAUGUGCUCCUGAUGGCCAAGCCUCGACCCCCAUUGCAUCUGCUGCAGAGUGGCACCUUUGCCUGCCGGGCCCUCUACCCCAUGGCCCAGUGUCAACUCCACCGGGUCUUUGGUCACUCAGGAGCCCCCUGUGGUGGACUGCUUAGUCUGUCCUUCACACAUGAGAAGCUACUACUUAUGUCCACAGACCAGGAGGAAUUGUCACGCUGGUACAACAGUCUGACUUUGGCCAUCAGCAGCCAGAAGAAAUAG